ACAGAGCAAGGACAAACCUUAAGAAGAAAAGCUACAAUAGAUUUUUGUCUGACCAAGCAGAUCCAGAGCUCUGUUUGCUUGUAAGAUUUCGUAGGCCUGGUCAAUCUGCUGUGUGAACACACUUUCUGCAGGCAGUGUGUUAGCAGUCACUUUCAGGGGUCUCCGGUUGUGUCCAGAACGCCGCCGGCCUUACACCAUGCGGGACCUACGUUCCAAAGGGGUGCUCAGGAACAUGGCGGAUGCUGUAAGGGGGGGCCGCCAGCAACAUGCCUGGUGGGGCAGGAACACAGCCACAUGUCCUCAAAGUUCCUCACACCGUAGUAAUAGUUAUUUGUCUUUCUGAGAACGACUUACAAAACCGGUCUUGCCAUGUGCUUAAAGUAUGCAUAAGGAAGGAAAGAAAAUUCCUAAGUUGUGCAAGUGUUUGUGAUUGAAUCAUGACUGUGGAAAUCUUCAUACUUUCACUUUAGUCAGCUCAGUGGUGUUGAGUCGAGUUUGGAGAUAAUUCGAGGCUACAGCCGCGCAGAAAGAGAAGAAAAGCAAAUUAAUCAAUUGAUUUUGGAUUAAGCAUACUUACAUUUCUCCAAUGGCUUCCUUGUCUAUGCACAUUCAAUGUGGAGUGUGCUUGCAUGAUUUAAGGGAUCCGGUGUGUCUUCCAUGCCAACACUCCUACUGUAGAGUGUGCAUCACCCGUCACUUGGCCGUGAAUGGCGAUGAAAACAGAUGUCCAGAGUGCCGGAGUCCCUUCAGGAGGGAGGACGUCAGGGUCAAUCGAACUUUGAGGAACAUCGUGGAUGCUGUCAGAGCCCAUCUGGAGGAACAGGAAUCCCUCAGAGAAACAUCAAUGUCCACCCUGAGGAGACAAAACUGGACCUCUACAGACCAAUGUCCCAACCACUUCGAGACAUUCAGCCUUUUCUGUGAGACGGAUCACAAACUCAUCUGUGUGGCCUGCAGAGGGGACCGAAGACAUCAGGGGCACAGGUUCAAAAAUCUGAGUGAGGCAUUCCAGGCCAAUAAGUUGAAGGCAGCUGAGAAGUUUGACAUUUUGGUCUGUGAAAACGAGACACUGGUGGAGUUGAUUGAGAGCCAGGCUGACGAGAUUAUAAGAACAAGGGAGCAAUCAAAGGCGCUGUCAGACCAGAUUUCUGAGCAGUUUGAGCAGAUGCACCAAUUUCUGAGAGACAAAGAGGACGAGGUAAAGGCACUGCUGUUGGUGGAGGAGGAUAAUAUUUUAGAACGUAUGGAGGUAAACCUGUUUUCAAUGGAGGAAAUGCUGUCGGAAGUGAAAGUGAAUCAAGGAGUGUUAGUGUCAGCCCUGGAGACGGACGAACCCUGCCAGUUCCUGCAGUGGUGGACUGAGUGUGGACAGUCACUUAUUGGGCAAACAGCGUCAUCUCAACAAAUGCGAUCACCUGUGAGUGAUGUUAGAGUUAUUCGUGACACACUGUUCCUCGGGCCCUAUGAGACUGACCUGAAGGUCACUGUGUGUAAAGACAUGUGCAAAUCCAUCCAACGAGAUUUGCCCGUUUCCUCUGUAUCUCCGCUGAACAUAAUCUGAAUGGAGAGUUGCCCACCUACUUACUUGGUACUGAGACCAACAUGAUAUCUAAAGGUGCUUCAGCAAGAACAUUUUGGAUCAUAUUGUAAAAGAGUGAAUGUUUUUCAUAUUGGAUACAAAAUUGAAGAACAUGUUUAGAAUUAGGGGAUUUUUUAUUACUUGUCCUGUAAUUGCUGAUGUAAUUACUAGUUAUAUAGUCAUAUGUAAAAGUUUGAGCAACCCAGAUCAGGUCCUAUUACAUGUAUUGCUGAUUUUCUAAGUGAAAAUAAGUAAACUCAUCUGCUACAGAGAACACACCUAAAUAUGGCAUUUCUGCACAUUUUAGUGCACAAUUUAUAAAUAAACUAUAAAAUGUACCACAACUUUAGCAUAGGUUGCAUUUUAGUAUAUGUUAAAGCAAAUAAACAGUAACUGCAUUAAAAUGUGCAGAGGUGUUCUCUGUGGAGGAUGUGUUAAUUAUUUUCAUUAGAAAAUCAUUAAAUUAAAAACUUGCAUUAAAAAAAUUUAACUGGAAAAGUUCGUAAUAUAUAAACAAUAGUUAUGUUUUGGGCUGAACUGUGUUUCAGAAAAUAUCUGGCUGUUGUCGGGAAGAAAACCUCGUAUCUCCAUUUUUGACAUUUUUCAGUUUUUGACAUAAUUUGAAAAUGGCUGUUUCCCUUUACAUUGUAUGUAAAUUUCAGGACGAAUGUACUAAAAGAACUUACCCAAAAUUACUUGGAAAAAAGUCUGGUUCCAUUGACUUACAUUAAAAGGAAAGUUUGUUUUUUCCUUCUCCUGUAAAGUUAUAAUUUUGGAGAUAUGAGGUUUUCUUCCGACAACAGCGAUAUGCACAUCAUUUUGUUGAGGAAAUGCAUAUAUAUUAAUUUUGACAUGCACCUUUGUGUGUAGUGAGUGUGUGAAUGUGUAUGUC
Molecule: messenger RNA, 2471 nt
Organism: Colossoma macropomum (tambaqui)
Lineage: Eukaryota; Metazoa; Chordata; Actinopteri; Characiformes; Serrasalmidae
Product: nuclear factor 7, brain-like
Exons: 6
Coding region: 587-1561 (324 amino acids)
Molecular function (GO): zinc ion binding
Source: RefSeq, a predicted model, not a curated record